UUUCUUUCUCUGUAUAAUAUAUUAUUAUGGUCUUCCCUUAUUCUACUCGUCGUUUAUCUUCAACUGAAGUCGAAGACAUUUUGGCAAAAUUAACUCAAGAAUUAACUGUUACUACAGAUCGCAUCCGAACUAUCAUUAAACAAUUCAAUGAAGAAAUGGAUAAAGGUUUGGAUCAUGAAGGUGCAACAGUUCCUAUGAUUCCUAGUUUUGUUACUGGACGUCCUACAGGUAAAGAAACUGGAAGAUAUAUGGCUUUGGACUUGGGUGGUACCAAUCUUCGUGUAUGUGAAUUCCAUUUGGAAGGUCAAGGGAAAUUCUCUGUUCAUCAACAAAAGUAUGUUGUCUCUGAUCAACUCAAGAAGGGUGAAAUGAGACAUUUGUGUGAUUUCAUUGCUGACUGUGUCGACAACUUUAUUUCAGAACAUGGCUCUGAUCAUUUGGACGAAGCUCUUCAAUUAGGCUUUACUUUCUCUUUCCCAGUGUUACAAACAGCUAUUAAUCGUGGUACUUUGAUGCAUUGGACAAAAGGAUUCAAUUGUUCUGGUGCUAUCAACAAGGAUGUCGUAGUUAUGUUACAAGAUGCCUUUUUACGGAAAAAUCUUAAUGUUAAUAUUGCUGCUAUUGUUAAUGAUACAGUUGGUACCUUGAUGGCUCAUACUUAUCUUCAUCCUGAAACUACUAUUGGUGUUAUCUUGGGAACUGGAACAAAUGCUUGUUAUUACGAAAAAGCAACUGGUAUUAAGAAAUGGAAGACUGAAAAACAAUUCGAUGAUAUGGUGAUCAACAUGGAAUGGGGUGCUUUCGAUAAUGAACGUCGUGUUUUACCCUUGACGAUAUAUGAUAAUAAAUUGGACAGAGAAUCAAUCAACCCUCGUCAACAAAUCUUUGAAAAACAAAUUUCUGGAAUGUAUCUUGGUGAAAUAGUACGUAAUGCCAUGCUUCAUUUGGUAGAUCAAUGGAUGUUAUUCAAUGGCCAAUCAUCUGCUGAUUUGAAUAAACAAUGGGGUUUUGAAACCGCUUACAUGACAACUAUUAUUGCCGACAAUACGCCUGCUUUGGCUUCAACGGAACAUAUUCUUCAAGAUGUCUUACAAAUUGAAACAACCACCUUGGAAGAUCGGCAAAUUGUCAAACAUAUCUGUGAUUUAGUUGCUCGUCGUGCUGCUCGAUUGUCGGCUGCUGGUAUUGCUGCUGUAUUGUCUCAUACUGGUGACAUUGAUCGUCCUUCUGUGGUGGCUAUUGAUGGUUCAGUCUAUGAAUUCUUACCUGGUUUUGAAAACAAUAUGAUCAUUGCGUUGAAGGAACUCUUUGGUGACUCGAUUCAAAAUCGUAUCAAGUUUGCUUUGGCCAAGGAUGGUUCUGGUUUCGGUGCUGCUAUUGUUGCUAUGGUUGCUCACAAAGCUGCCACCUCUUCUUGAUCUCUUUUGAUUGGUGAUACCCUCCAUACAACUUUUAUUUUUUUUUUUCGGCUGGAUCCCUACUUCCGUUUUUUUUUAUUUUAUUUUAUUAUAUGUUUUUUUUUUUUAUAUCUAUUACUACAUUUUGUAUACAUCAAUCAUCACUUUGUACAAAACAG
This is a messenger RNA of Halteromyces radiatus, 1576 nucleotides long. Its product is annotated as hexokinase-domain-containing protein. The coding region runs from base 27 to 1418 and encodes 463 amino acids. Gene Ontology annotation, biological process: glucose 6-phosphate metabolic process; intracellular glucose homeostasis; glycolytic process. The record is from RefSeq and is a predicted model, not a curated record. The transcript has 4 exons. Lineage: Eukaryota; Fungi; Mucoromycota; Mucoromycetes; Mucorales; Cunninghamellaceae. Gene Ontology annotation, molecular function: mannokinase activity; glucokinase activity; D-glucose binding. Gene Ontology annotation, cellular component: cytosol; mitochondrion.